CACUUUGAAUCAGUCUAGUUUGCUUCAAGGUGUGCAACCAUUGUUGUCCAACAGCGAAUUCUGACAUUUGUGUUCUGCAACAAACAAUAUCUAUACACCUGUGGAAUAAUUGAAUUUAUUAACAAAGACGUUUCUCUUUUGCUUGUAUGCAAUCACAAUAUUUUUGACAGGUGGAGAUGGAUACUUCCGGCCCUGUAGCUCGAUGAACUCGACACAAAUUGGUUCCAAGAAGGCUGUUCAUAGCACCACGAUGACCAUGUUGCUUCUUCUGUCGGUACUUUUAUUGCUUCGUACUGCACUCUCACAAUAUGAAGACUGUCCUGACGAGUGGGUGGCCUUUCAGCUCAAGUGUUACCGUUUCGUCAUGUUUCCUGAGCACGACCACGACACGGCACGUGCAUACUGUGGGGCCAAUGGAGCUGCCUUAGGUGGGUGUGAAUUCUCAAGCAGAACACCAAUUUCUCAGUGGAUGGCUGAUGUCAAACGAUAUGUCAAGGCGCGAGUUCUACACGAGCGGUCUGGUGCGCAACAUGGCGCAGGGCGACUUGGUGUGGGAGAGCGACGGCAGCCGCAUCGCCCCGGAGCUCCAGUACUGGCUGAGCGAGGAGGACAGACUUGACACAGGGCCGUACAUCAC
Molecule: messenger RNA, 637 nt
Organism: Pomacea canaliculata
Lineage: Eukaryota; Metazoa; Mollusca; Gastropoda; Architaenioglossa; Ampullariidae
Exons: 5
Coding region: 203-619 (138 amino acids)
Source: RefSeq, a predicted model, not a curated record